Molecule: messenger RNA, 1464 nt
Organism: Suhomyces tanzawaensis NRRL Y-17324
Lineage: Eukaryota; Fungi; Ascomycota; Pichiomycetes; Serinales; Debaryomycetaceae
Gene: DSE1
Product: Dse1p
Exons: 1
Biological process (GO): regulation of gene expression
Cellular component (GO): cytoplasm; nucleus; Rpd3L complex
Molecular function (GO): histone binding
Source: RefSeq, a predicted model, not a curated record
AUGGGUGACUUUUACGAACCUACCUUGUUGUUUAGAAACAACGCUAUCCGGCGGUACAGUCCUCAACUCUCUCCAAUAGCCAGUGUGGAGAGUUUACCAUACACCAAUAAUUGUUCGUCAUGGCUCUUGAAUCCAAACAACAGCAAAGAUAACCAAGUCCUCAAUCAAUCUUGUUCACUUGACCGUUUGAAUAUUAAAUCCAACUAUUGGAAGAUUCCUGAUAAUAACCUAAACUUGACUUCCAUGAGUAUUAACAAUCAAGAAUCCAAUCCCACUUUAGCAAUUUCUAGUGCAAACAGUGAGGCAAAUUUGUUCAUUUAUGAGCUAGACUUGAUUGACAACUACUUGACCCACCAUAAUACAAUUUCUUUGCCCAAUAUUCAUAGUAUGAAAUGGUUACCCUCUAAUCCAAGGUAUUUGGUGACAGGCAAUAGCAAGGGAUAUGCACAUCUUAUAUCUGUACCUUCAGUUCGUGACAACUUGGAGGAUGAAGAUGCAUCUGCAGAAAUCUGCAAACGUUUCAACCACAAAAAGCAUUUAAGAAACAAGACUGAAGAUGAGAAGAACGCAAGUAUCUCCAAAUUGAACUUCCUAAACUCCGAUCUGUUGCUUUCAUUAUACUCAAAUCACUUGUUUCACUGGGAUAUUCGUAGUACGGAAUCUCAAAGCAAGCCAAGUCCACUUUCAAUUUCAACUAUUGCCGGUAUUUACAACUUCGAUCCUGUUAGUAAAAGCUCGAACAACGUGGGAAUCUGUGGUAGGUUUGGAGUAUCAUUGUUUGACUUGAGACAGCCUCGCUUUAACAUGCCCAAGUCAGUUGCCAAUGAAGCUAACAGAAAAAAAUUGGGUGCAAAUCUUAUCAAGUGGAAUCCUAACGACGAAAAUGUAUUUGCAUCAUCGCAUGGUGACGGUGUGGUAAGGUUGUGGGAUAUCAGAAAACAAGAAAGCUUCACCAGUUUGAAUGGUCAUCAAGAUAAAGUCACUAGCAUAGAAUGGAAUAACGGGGAUAUCUUCACGGGGAGUAGGGACGGAAAUAUCAUCCACUGGGAUCUCACUAACGAUAUGCCAAAUAACACCCAAUCCUCGCCUUUGGAAUGCGGGCUCAAGGAAGGCUUGGAUAGUGUACAUUUCAAUCCAAGGGCGAACUCUUUAGAAGACACUAUCAAUCAAAGACAGUGUGGUACAGUUUUGCCUGCCUCCAACACUAACAUUAUCAGCAUGUGUUCUGUCCAGUGCAGCAGCGAUCCUGAGGAUCUCAAGGUGCUCUCCAUCGAUGGAAGCUCAUUCUUUGGAGUCCACUCCAAGAUCUAUAACGCAGUCAGCGUUAACAUUAACUCCGAGAAGUUGUACUAUAGCGAGGAGGAUAUACAAUUGCUCCUUGCAAGCAAGGAGAACUCCAACGCCACCUUGGUAGACCCUGAGGCCGAAAGCUUGCACGAGACCAAGCCGUUGAUCAUACGACGC